This is a messenger RNA of Amaranthus tricolor (Joseph's coat), 1150 nucleotides long. RefSeq lists its product as uncharacterized. Gene Ontology annotation, molecular function: aminoacyl-tRNA deacylase activity. Bases 112 to 807 code for a protein of 231 amino acids. Lineage: Eukaryota; Viridiplantae; Streptophyta; Magnoliopsida; Caryophyllales; Amaranthaceae. The transcript has 5 exons. The record is from RefSeq and is a predicted model, not a curated record.
AAAGUACAACUAUCAGGCUUCAAGUUUCCAACAACGUACCUCGCUACGACUGGCGUGCGGAUACCUUAUCGGCUCUUCCCGGUUCACACGCACAGAUAACUCUUCAAAGUUAUGGAAGUGGGCAACGAAAUGGAGGAGUUGGAAAGAAUUCAAACACAAAUCCUGAAAAGAGUAGCAGACGUUGAAUUUCAACUAUCUUCUUCUCUUUCUCUCUAUUCCUCUGACCACAACGACGCCGACGCUUCCAAUGACGCUACGGUCGAACGUCUCUCCUCAAUCCUGCGUUCCAAUGGUGUCAAGGAUUUCACUUUCAAGGUUGUUCCCUCCGAUUAUUAUGAUCGUCCUCUUGAAUUCAGAAGAGACAUUCUUUCUGCACCUUCCAUUCAUCAUCUUUGCAAAAGUAUUGUUUUGGUGAAUACUCAAGCCCAGUCUCAUGUUGUUGAUUGUAGCAACCGCUACAAUUCAAAGUAUUAUGUUGUUGUUGUACAGUAUACUGCAAGAUUCAAUGCCGAAAUGGUCAAGAACUACCUAUAUACACUCAAUGAGGGCAAAGUGCCAAAAAAGAAAUUCAACCUGAGGCUUGCUCCAGAGGAGAUUUCAAACAGCUUAACUGGCUUUGAGCAUAAUGGUGUUACAUGCAUUGGCAUGAAGACUGACAUACCGGUUAUAUUGGACGAAGCAAUUGUAAAGCUUUCCCCAGAGUACUUCUGGUUGGGGGGUGGAGAAGUGUACUUAAAAUUGGGGAUACAGACAUCCGAAUUUAUCAAAUUUGUGAAGCCCUUCAUUUUCAGUUGCAGCUCUACUUGAUUCUUCAGGAUCUAACCAAUAUCCAUUCAUUUUCUCGUCUUAUUAUUUCAUGAUCUAAUACUCAAUUUAUUGUUUCUUCAUUGGAGAUACUUGUCGUCGUUUGAACGGUAAAACCCUUCAACUCGUAUACACUCUACAGGAAAAAGCAUUCAUGAAGUAAUCACCUCCUUGAGUAUACCAACAUUUCUAUUUUAGUUCAUCUAUUUUACUGUGUAAUAUUUUCAUUUUGGGAAAUAUUUCUAUCAUUUUCUCUAAUUUUUAUUCGUACAUUUUCUUUUACUUUCGUACAGUGUUAACGUUCCUAAUUUUUUUAAAAAAAAUUUGUGCAAUUAUAUUAUGUAGC